Macadamia integrifolia is the source of this 641-nucleotide messenger RNA. RefSeq names its product non-specific lipid transfer protein GPI-anchored 15. Gene Ontology annotation, molecular function: fatty acid binding. The transcript is spliced from 2 exons. Bases 57 to 419 code for a protein of 120 amino acids. Gene Ontology annotation, biological process: systemic acquired resistance. The record is from RefSeq and is a predicted model, not a curated record. Lineage: Eukaryota; Viridiplantae; Streptophyta; Magnoliopsida; Proteales; Proteaceae.
UCCCCUCCUACCAUAGUGAUCAGUACCCCAUUUUGAGCUUAUAGCCUUCAACAAAUAUGGCUUCCACCGUCAACACUCCCCUUGUUACCAUGACCCUGCUUCUGCUACUUUCACUUGCUUACAUUCAAGGAAUAGAUGCCGCCGGCGAGUGUGGGAAAACGCCGAUUAACUCCGCAGCUGCUAGCUUGAGCCCUUGUAUUUCGGCAGCCAAAAGUGCGAAAGGUAAGGUCCCUCCUGCUUGCUGCACUAGGGUUGCAGCAUUGAUCAAGAGCUCCCCAAGGUGUUUGUGUGCUGUGUUCUUGUCUCCCUUAGCAAAACAAGCCGGAAUCAACCUUGCUGUUGCCAUCACUGUUCCGAAACGUUGCAACAUCAGAAACAGACCAGUUGGGAAGAAAUGUGGAAGAUAUGUUGUCCCCUGAGGAAGCAUCAAAUCAAUCUGGUUCGGCUGCUGAGAGGAAGAUUAUAACCCUAAUAUUAUGUCAUUAGUAGUGUUAAAUAAAGGUUUUUUUUUUUUUUUUUUAUGGGGGGGGGGUGUUGGGUUGGGGGUGUGUUGAAUAAGUGUUAAAUAAGGUCGCUAUGUGGCUCAAUGUAUUAGAAAAUGUGUUCUUAUGAAUAUUAUAUGGACCGAGUUUUUCUUCAUC